GCCUAUAUUUGGCAUAAGCUGUAGUAAGAGCUUUAGAGGAAAUGUAGUCUGAAAAGCAUUACAAGCAAAAAAUGUUUGUCUUGUUUUGAGGAAUUCAUGUACAAGUGACUAGUAUUGCUUUUCCUAGUGACUGAGCAAAACUCAAAGCAGCUUCUAAAGAAGGGCUGUUCUGGCACUGAAGCAAAGCAAGACCAAAGUGGAAGCCAUUUUGCAGGGUAAAGACCUUAUUAUGACAUUUCAUGGGAUUGGACAGUUUAACAAUCAAGUGAUAUAUGUGAAAAUGUCAGAGGAAAACCAGAAAAUGCUUUGCAGAAUUGCAGAAGCUGUGGAAAAAUCUUUUAAUGAAAUGAAUCUUGACAUUUCAUGGAGCAAGGAUUUCAAACCACACCUUACUUUCUUAAAGCUCUCCAAGGCACCAAGACUGAAAAGAAAGGGCUUCAGAAAAAUUUGUUCGGAUCUGUACAAAGAGUAUGAAGACAGUUAUUUUGGCACUGAGGUCUUCAGUCGAAUUGAUCUCUGUGCCAUGCGUAAGAAGAAACAGGAAUCUGGUUACUAUUACUGUGAGUGUUCAAUUCAUGUGGGCUCCAGAGGUGCAGAAGAGAGCAAAGAACAAGGAAUGCAGACAGAGGGUGUGAAAGUAACAACCAGUGAAGCCCCUUCAAGUGCUGCAGGGGCUGAUACAGGAGUGACUGCUGCGAGCUGUAACCUUGCCUUGCGUUCAGUAGUAGCUGACAAUAAAACAUCUGAAAACAUUGCUGAGGCUUUAAUUGCGAGUGAAGAGAAGGAAAUCAACGAGGUCAAUGAACAGCCUGAAGCCACAGAUGAGACUUCUCUUGCAGCUGAUGAGGUCUGCUCAAAGUUGGUGCGCGGCCUGUUGCUGAGUGUGGAAGAAGAAUGGGAAAAAGCCAGUGUUGUAGAUGGUAGCCUGCAGGAAACCAAAGCAAUAGAAUCUGCACCUGAUGUGCCAACAAGUUCAGGAUGAAGUUAUCAUAGCCCUCUGUGAUCUGUGCCCACCUCUGGUGAUGGUGAAGGAAGGCAAGUGGUGUGGCAUUGGGCUGGGGAAGGAGGUGCAGGGAUAGUGAGUUUUUGACAGGAAACAGACUUUCUUGGAGACUGACAGAAACAGAAGUAGAAAAAACUGAGAGAAAAUAUCAUGGAACACUGUGUCCUAAUGGUGAAAUGCCUGGGUCUAAAGUAAAACAAACCGCAGGUGUCUGUUUGUACCAAAAAGAUAAAUUUGUCUGGGGCAUACAGGAUAAAGCAGAAGCAAUGCACUGAAGCCAGAGCAGAUGUCAGAAGUGUGUGUUUCAGAAGCAGAGGUUUCUGCCUUGGUCGUAUCUCUUCUCCCUGCCCAUUCUGCCUGCUCUGUGCUGGCAGCCCCUGGCUCUGCCCUCUCCCAUGGAAUGCACGCAGCUGCUCUGGGUUAAGGUUCUGUGCUGUUUCUGUGACACAAUCAUUUAUGCUGUGACUGGUGGGGCUUCAGUUGUUAAUGUGCUUGCGUGGAAUAUGUGCUUUGGUUCCAAAAGUAGCUACUUAAUGUGAAAAUUUUGUCUGACUUAUGGAAAUGGAUUAUUUUAUUCCACCACAAAAUGCUGUAAUACCAAGAAUUUUUCUUUACACAUGAGUUGUUAAGGAAGGACAGGAAGGGUGAUCAUAAUGAACUAAUCUUGUAAAAUGCCUUGGAGCAGAUGAGGCACCACGGUCUUUCUCUAACCCUACGUAAUGUCGUAGUCCCAGGACAGGACAAAACAGAACCGGAUUCACUUCGGACAGGACGAGGUUAAGGGCUUUGUGUCGCUGCUGGGACUGAAGCCUCCUCGCUUUGCAUGCUGCCCCCCGAAGCCACGGCGAUCCGUGCCGGCGGCUCCCGGGCAUGGCAGAAUGGGGCCGGCAGGUGGCACUGCGGGAGAGCGGCGGCACCGGGAGGGGAGGGAUGCGCUGCCCUGCUGCCUACAUGGGGCUUGGGCAGCUCCGGAGGGGCGAUGAGGGUGGGAAAGGUGGCCAAGAGCCUGGAAAAUGCUGUGCAUCCCGUUCUGCUCCACCUGGUUAUUUAAAAAUGAUGCUUGGUCUUGAAAAGCCUUAUUUCUUCAGAAAAAUGUGUGCGCUGUGGGGGGAGAAGUGUAAUAGUCCUUCAGAAGAGAAGUAUCAAGCAUAUGUGUUUGACUUCCAUACAUAGCGCAUGGCAAUAUGGCUCUGGGCAGUGUACCUAGUGUGCACUCUGUUAAACUAACAUUGUGAAAUGAAGCUGUCCAGCUGGUUACCGGCCGUGUGAGCCUGGAUGUGUGUCCUGGUUGUUGGGAGCAGAGGGAAGCCAGGUUUGGGGGCUGGUGUUGAGUGGGAGGACAGGGCUGGCUCUGCAUGCAAUGAACAGCUUUGUGCCCCGCACUGAGGUUCGGAGCAGCGCUUGGCACAGCAUUUAUUUGUCACUCCGCUGAAGGUUGCGCACUUGUGAAAGCCAUGUCCCUCAGUGGUCUUCUAAAUGCAAAUCUGAGAGCGGCUAUUCACCGCUGCUCUGAGGUCUUCAAAAUGCGGCUCAACUGCACAGUGCCAGAGGGAAGGCUUUGAGAUUAAUUUCAGAGAGUAGUUACCAGCAAGGCUUGUAACUCUCUGCAUCAGCACACUGGGGACGAAACUGUUUUCCAGAGAACUUUGCCAUAAACACAGUUUCCUCAGUGUAUUUAAUGAUUCCCUAAUUGGGCAGAGGAUCAAGUAGAGUCAUUCAUCUUACAAACCUAAGUGGAUUCAAUGGCCUAGGACCGAGCACACUUUACAAUGAGCUGUAUUUGUUCUUGUUGAAAAUGUUAAUUAUCUUUUUAUAGACAGAUGGCACUGGAGUGUAGCAAAUGUGUGGUGAACCUGCGCUCAGAAACGUCUGGGUGUUAAAUGCCUACAGAUUCCAAUUUAAGUUUAAUUCUGUUUUAGGAAUAUUGUGAUCCUUGUGGGGUAAUUAAUUUCACUUAUCUUAAGAGUAUAGUAGCGUUGUUUUGGUACAUUAAGUUAAAGUAAACACUUAAGUUAUAUUGCUACAAUUAAUCUUCAUAAUUUACAAUAGUGCUUAGAACAAAAUGUAUUUGGUAGACAGUGUUCAGCUCUUUAUCCUUUAAUGACAACUAAUUCAAAACAAGUUUCUGUAAUGUUAUUCAAGUUAUAACAGCAUAUAAAAGUAUACUUUCAGCUUCAUGACGGAGAGUGUAACGGGGAUUUUGUUGCUCUGCUUUAGGCAUAGGAAUUCAUGUUGUAGUCCCCUGGUGUAAUUUGUUCAAAAUUAAUUGAAAUAUAUUUGAUUAUUAGUGGGUGAAAAUAAAAUAAUUGUGCUGAAUAAGC
Molecule: messenger RNA, 3324 nt
Organism: Gallus gallus (chicken)
Lineage: Eukaryota; Metazoa; Chordata; Aves; Galliformes; Phasianidae
Product: A-kinase anchor protein 7 isoforms delta and gamma-like
Exons: 5
Coding region: 230-982 (250 amino acids)
Cellular component (GO): cytosol
Molecular function (GO): protein kinase A regulatory subunit binding
Source: RefSeq, a predicted model, not a curated record